AUGGAAUAUUGCAAUAUCCCACACUUACUCCAGACUGUAGUCAAAGCUGCAAAUAUCUCAAAUCAGCUCCCAACAGGCGAAAACCUUGCUUUUGCCUUAACUGAUAAGUCCUAUGAAGCUCAAACCACAGAUCUUCAAAUGAAAAUAAGUGACUUGAUAUCUAAUUUAGUCAGGUUUGUGACUCCUCAGACUGAAAGCACAGAGUAUGACGAUAUUAUAGAAGCGGCUGACCAAUGCUUAGAAUACGUAGCAGCAGGACUUGAUAAUAAAGCAGGCAUUAAAGCAGUGCCUGAUCUUGCAUUAUCUAAGCUCAGCUUAUAUGAGCUUCCUAAACCGCAAGAAAUUUUUAAACACACAAUUGAUAACAGUGAAUCCCCAUUCGUGCCAAGCUUAGACGAAAAGCCAAAUGCAAUGGUUCCUUUAGAAGUUUAUAGUGAAGGGAUGCACCCUUACCAGUAUGAAUUAGAAUCCUUAGCUCAAGAAUUUUGGCAAUUAGAGCCUUCACAAGUCCAGCCAUUCAAAGAACUUGAAGAAGUCUCACUUAUUAUGGUGGAAAACCCAGAAGGGUUUUAUGGGAUGCUUAAUGAGCUGUCACAAGCUAAAGAAAUAGCGAUUGAUUUAGAGCAUCAUUCUUUUAGGACUUAUCAAGGGUUUGUGUGCCUUAUGCAGAUAUCAACGAGAAAUACAGAUUAUAUUAUAGACACCUUAAAAGUAUGGGAUUUGAUGCCAAAACUUCUAGGCGUCUUUACUAAUCCUGCAAUAAUAAAAGUGUUGCAUGGCGCUGAUUCAGAUAUCCCUUGGAUGCAAAAAGAUUUCAAACUUUACAUCGUGAAUAUGUUCGAUACUGGCCAAGCUGCUAGAAUUUUAAUGUACGCGAGAUUUGGGCUUGCAUAUCUACUCGAAACAAUCUGCAGUGUAAAAACUGACAAAUCCUACCAACUUGCUGACUGAAGAGUCCGCCCAUUAUCCCCAGAAAUGAUAAAAUAUGCCAGAAUGGACACUCACUAUUUGCUCCAUAUUUUUGACGUGCUAAAAAACGAGCUCUCUCUAAAAGCUCAACAGCUAAGACUCCACCCAUUAGAGCUAGCACGAGAAGUCUUCCAAAAAAGCAGAGAUAUUUGCUUAAAAAGAUACGAAAAACAAGACUUAAAGUGGGUAGCAUUGAAAAGAGGUAUUGAAUUUUUAAAUCCUCAGCAGCAAAGUAUACUAGAUGCAUUAGCGAAUUGGAGAGAUGAGGUAGCUAGAAGAGAAGAUGAAAAUCCGAAUUUUAUUUUGAAAGGAAGAACAUUAAUUAGCUUGGCAACAGACCCACCACAGACUGUAAAAGAGUUAUUAGUCAAAGUGCAUCAACAAAGCAGCAUUCUUCAAAAAGAAGCGAACACAAUUGUUGAAAUAAUUAAAAAAACACUUGCGAAAAAAAGCGAAAAAGCUGUUAAAAAGCUACCAAAGAUUGUACAGCCUGUGCAGAAACAAAAGAAAAUUGAGACGCAUAGGCCAGUUUUGUAUGAACAAAAAUUCACUGUAAAGCUAAUACCAAGCAAUAAACUUUCAAUUUUUGCUCCACAAAAUAAAUUAGAGCCAAGCCAAAAAAUGAAAGAAAAAUGCCAAAAAAUUGCGGAAAGCUUUACGUCGAUUUUCCAAAUUGUGGUAGAGGAAGGAAUGGAGAUGGAAAUUGAAAACACAACCCAAGAAACUACACAAGCUACGCAGCCGCAGGAUUUAGAAGAAGGAGAAGAAAUCCCACAGAGCAUCCAAGAGAAAUAUGAAUUGCCGCUGAAAAAUAAGCUUUCUUCUGACAGAAAAAUUAAAACUACGACAAAAAAACAAAAAAUUUCGGAUAAAAAAGAUAUAAGGAUUGGGUGGCUGGAUAACAUUGAGCUAGCUCCAGUGAAGCGUAAAAAUUUAUUCAAAAAGAAAAGAUAA
Messenger RNA from Blepharisma stoltei, 1923 nucleotides. The record is from the annotation of a GenBank genome assembly. NCBI's taxonomy places the organism in Eukaryota, Ciliophora, Heterotrichea, Heterotrichida, Blepharismidae.